AUGAGUGUGUCUUUGGCCGCGAUAAGAGCCCCAUAUCGGUCCUGUGAGACUUUUCUCAAUCGUAUUGCAAACUAUGCCGACAUGGCACAAACCCUCAUUUCAAAUCAAGAUGUUAAAUGGCGUUCAGGUAUGGUAGGAGAGGAGACAAUGACGCUGUGGAAAAAUUACGCUCGCCUUCAUUCUGGCUUUUCCAAAAUCAAAUUGGUCAUCUCACGUCAUUUAUGA
Plasmopara halstedii is the source of this 225-nucleotide messenger RNA. RefSeq lists its product as uncharacterized. The transcript is spliced from 2 exons. The record is from RefSeq and is a predicted model, not a curated record. Bases 1 to 225 code for a protein of 74 amino acids. Lineage: Eukaryota; Oomycota; Peronosporomycetes; Peronosporales; Peronosporaceae.